Thunnus maccoyii (southern bluefin tuna) is the source of this 3048-nucleotide messenger RNA. Its product is annotated as transmembrane 6 superfamily member 1-like. The record is from RefSeq and is a predicted model, not a curated record. The transcript has 10 exons. The coding region runs from base 257 to 1366 and encodes 369 amino acids. Gene Ontology annotation, cellular component: lysosomal membrane. Lineage: Eukaryota; Metazoa; Chordata; Actinopteri; Scombriformes; Scombridae.
UGUGUGUGUGUGUGUCAGAGAUAGAGGGAGGGAGUUACAGCGAGACAGACCAGAAUAACGAGACAGAGCAUACCUGCUGGAGCUAGUCUGCAACUUUGUGGCGCUUUGUUUACAAUGUUAGACACACCGUGACUUUUCCCCCCCAUUCCGUGAAAUAUGAGUCGUAGACAAAAUAUGAGAGUUUACAGCUAAAUUACGAGCCAUUAUUUGAAAUUCUUAAUUUUCAGACAAGGGGGGGAAAAAAACCUGGUCCGCAAUGAACGCGUCUGCAGGGACGGGGGUGUUUGUGCUCUCCUUGAUGUCCAUCCCCAUCUGCUAUAUCUUCAACUCCCUCAUUUACAGCAACAGUGCUGAAGCUUUCUUCUUCGCUGGGUGUGCCGCAGUCAUCAUCCUGGCCAUUUCAGCACGUUUUAUGCUCAAGAAGAAGACUCCAGCCGAUCCUCUUUUCUAUGUGUAUGCAGUCUAUGCAUUCCUCAGUGUGGUGAAUCUGAUCAUCGGGCUGGAGCAGGACAACAUCAUUGAUGGAUUUGUGACGUUUUACCUCAAAGAGGCAGAUCCGCAUAUUAAUACCGCACAUGGGCACAUGAUCUCCUAUUGGGACGGCUGUGUGCACUAUCUCAUGUAUUUGCUCAUGAUCGCUGCGAUUACGUGGGGGGACAGUUACCGAGCCAUUGGACUCUACUGGGUAGGAUCUUUUCUCAUGCGUGCCAUAGUCUACAUUCUUGGGAACGCUGUGGGGAAGUAUGGCACCCAAAUCAGUCCUUUCUUCUUCCUCCACAUGCUGUAUAUCUUAGUGUCUGUCUGGGCUUGUUUCCGUAUCUUCAGCCAACCCUCCACACAGGACAUUCAGUUGUCAAGCAUCCAGGAGGCUCAGAGGACAAGUUUGCUCAACAGACCUUUGGACUUAAUGUUUAUUAUCUACCUCAUCCCUGCUCUGGCUUUCUGCGUCUUCAGAGGACUGGUUGUCCUGGACUGUCCCGGUAUAUGGUGUCAGGGCUACACACAGCAGUAUGAACCUUACCUGAAAGACCCUUCAGCCUACCCUAAAAUACAGAUGCUGGUGAGCAUGCUGUACUCUGGACCGUACUAUGUCAUUACUCUCUAUGGGCUGUUGGUCCCAGGAUGUGAGUGGAUGCUGGACCUGACUCUUAUACACUCAGGGGCACUGGCACAGGCCCAGUUCUCUCACAUCGGUGCAUCUCUUCACACACGGACGCCGUUCUCCUACAGAGUGCCUGCUGACAGCCAACCUGUCUUCUUGUUGGUCAACCUGCUGUACGCUCUGCUGCCUCAGGCUCUGUGCUACCGCUGCUCCACCACGCCCGCCUUCUUCCUCAGGCCCAAGCCAGACAAGAAAAGUGAAUGACAAAGAGUGUCUGGGAUGUCAAGGAUGCCUGGAUAAAAGGCUGAAAUACUUGCUAAGGACCACUCUGUGUUUGCAGUUGUUAGCAGCUGCUAUAUUUGGAGAAGGAGCUGCCACCUGCAACCUUGCGUGGGCCUAAAAUACAAAAUAUUCCAGUGUCAAACAGAGUUUAUGUCAACUGGUAUUUAUAUUCUGCUGUUUACUUUGAAAAUAUGCACAUGAAUUAAAAUUAGGGCUGCAACUGAUAAUUAUUUUCAUAAUUGAUUAAUCGAUUAAUUGUACACUCAACAGUCCAAAACCCAAAGAGCUGGGGAAUGUUUGACAUUUUUGAACAGUAAAUGACUAAAACAAUUCACCAAGUAUAAAAAUGGCUGGCAAUUAAUUUUCUGUCUAACUGAUUAAUCGAGUUGUUGCAGCAAUAAUUACAAUAUUACAGUUUUUCUCAAUUGCUUUGGCACAUUUCUCUCUUUAAAGUUGUCAGCACUGAAGAUGUAUUUCCCAAAACAGCUCAUACGUGCAGCAAAACACUAUAAUUAACCUGCUAAAGGCUGUAUCUCACCCAAACCAUUAAUUCAUGUUUCCAAAUUAAGCUAUUGUGGCAAUGAAUAAAUAAUUGCCACUAAAAUGACACAUUCUGUAAAACCAAUGUGGCCGAAAUGUGUAGAUGUUUUGUCAGAAGGACAGUGGACUCUGGAAGUGUGUUCCUCAUCUCCUCAUUUACUAACAGUCUCAUCCAUCAUGUUUUCACUGACACUGAAUGCCUACUCUACCAGACUGACACUAACUGACUGCUAUUGUGUAUCAAAGUGAACACUCUUCAGAUGCUGAUUUCACCAGUAAAAGGUUUCACAUUCCACUUUUUAAAGCAAAAGAGCACUAAGAUUUGCAUGUAAUGUGAGGAAAAAACUUUUUUAUUUUCCUGCAGUGGUCUCACAACACAGUACAAUACAGUAAACUGAAAAAUAACUGAACGCUGAAACAACACAUAGGCCUACUAUAUGCAGUAGUAUAGUAACAAAAUAAAGUUGCAGUGCUGGGAAUCAUGGGACAUCCUGUCGACCUCAUGCCUAAUGUUCUCCCUUGUAAUGCAGCAGGGGAAGAAUCGUCUUGUAACCAUCCUCUGCACGCUUCUGCUGUUAUGUCUUCACAAGCAGCAUCCAUUACAGCAAGCAAAGACAUUUAAUUUUGUGGUCAUUGAUUGUACACUUUACACCUCUGAUGCCCUUGUCCAAUGUUCAUCUCAGCAGGCUCCUCCAUGUUCACAAACAGUUGUAACUCUGCUGCCCUCAUGUGUUUUACACUCAUGACUUACACCUGUAAGCUAACUGGACAAGCAACUGCCAUUGGUUGAACAAAGAUGUGUGAAAUUCCCCAUUCGUAAAAGAAGUUCGAGUUUCAUCUGACAACAAAUUUAUCAAUUAAGCAGACUUCAUGACCACUCCUUUAUGACAAUUAGAUGGACUAUUCUGCAUGUGAUGACUUACACAAUUUUUGAGAGUAAAACAGCUGAGAAGAAACAUAAUCUAUUUUGAUCUCAAAGACAAAUACAACCAAUAAUUGUUCAAAUUGUUGACAAUUGUACAGUCAUUUGCCUAAAUGUGCUAAAACAUUUGUAAAUAGUAACAAAAAAAUGAGAAAUGCUCUUUUUGUUGUGCACAAGCAAUAAAAUGUUGUGAAGAAAUUCA